Paramecium pentaurelia is the source of this 822-nucleotide messenger RNA. The record is from the annotation of a GenBank genome assembly. Lineage: Eukaryota; Ciliophora; Oligohymenophorea; Peniculida; Parameciidae.
AUGAUGAAAUAAAUUCAAGUCUUAAAUGAACAUCAAAAAUGGGUAUUAACUUUAAAUUUCAUGUAAAAAUCAAAUUAAUUGAUAUCUGGAGAUGGACAUGGUGGUGGAUUUAUUGUAAUUUGGUCAAUUAAUAACAACAAUUAAUGGGUAUGUUCAUAAAAAAUUAUAGGACAUAGUAAUUAAAUUAAUUGUUUAAUUUUGAAUAAUUAUGAAGAUCUUUUUAUAUCUAGUAGUCAUGAUUAUACUAUUAAGUUUUGGAUUAAGAAAAAUGAAUGGAUCUGUUAAUAAACGAUUACUGAUCAUACUAGUCCUGUUUAUUAAAUAAGUUUAAAUGAUUAAUAAGAUUAAUUUAUUUCUUCUGGUAGUGAUUAUAAAAUAUUAGUAAUUAAGUAUUCUGAAUAAAGUAAAAGGUGGAUUGUUAUAUAAAAUAUAAAGAUUGAUUGUAUUGGAUUUCGAUUAUCCUUUAUCAACAAUAAUCUAUUCACGUUUUAACCCUAAAAUGCCAAUUUGAUUCAUUUCUAUGAGAUGAAUAGUGAAUGUAAAUUGUUCACUAAAUCAAAAGAUAUUACUGUAAAUUAAGGUAAUGAUAGUUGCUCAUUAUUUCCAUAAUAAUUUAUUGAAGAUAAAUAGGUAUUAGUGAGUAAACAUGAUAAAUAUGUCAAUUUUAUAAGAAAGACAGAAAAAGAUGAAUUUAAAGUUGAGUAAUCUAUUCAAUUUAAUACAAAUGCAUUAUUUGGUUAAUUGAGUGAUGAUGGAGAGUAUUUUAUUACUUGGGAUGAAUAAUCUAAAGAAAUAUAAAUUAGAAAAUAUGGAUAAGAAUGA